AUGGAGUGUAGAGAGGCAGUAAGUGCAGGGACUGGUUUGGGCCAGGGCAGCUCAGACCCCUUUGCCCUCACUGACCCUUCCGCCCUCACUGACAACCCACAAGCCAUGCUGACCGUGGUAGUGGAAGUAGAGUCCGGGAGAAGAUCAGGUUCUGAGGAGAUCUGUCACCCUACGCUCCUUCUGGAGGGGCCCAAAAGCAUCCACCUGCUUCAGCCAGGGACUCUGGAUCCACAGGAAGCAGAGCGGGAGCUGCUGGCACAGGUCCAGUCCACACUGGGCUCUGUGGGCCAAGGAUACAGUGUGGCCCUGCUGCUUCGGGGUCGGGAAACAGAGGAACCCCGGCUGGUGCCUCAGCUGCUGCAGAUGCUGUUCGAGGAAGCUCUGCCCUCCAGGGGCUCUGAUUCUGUGCUCAGCACGCUUAGCCUGGUGCAGCUCAGCCCCAGCGGGAGGACUCAGGACCUGCUCUCUCCAAGGGCAGAGAACCUGUCGGUGCUAGAUGUAGCUCCUCUGGGCUUGGUGGUGGAAGACGCCAGUGAAGUGGAAGUGUCUGACUCAAGAGCUGCCUCAGAGCUGUACUUGCAGGCCACAACGGGUGAAGGCAGAGACUGUCCCCUGCUGCAGGUGUUGGCUGGUAAGGUAGCUGGUGCGGAAGUGGAGGGCUCUCUACCCUGGAUUGUCUCAUGGCUCCUGGAAGGAAAUAACUAUAGUGGCCUUCUUCUUCGCCUGGACCCUCAAGGCAGCAAUCUGAGCUUGCUCCAGGCUGCUCUCAUGGGGGCUGCUGGAAGGAGGAUACAGGUGAAGCAGGUGAGUCCCACUCUAUGGGAUGCAGCAGAAGAGGUUCGAGCCCGCCGAGCCGGCCUGAAGAGCCUGCGUUCAGGCCUCCUAGGGGACUCCUUGACAGAAAGUGGGGUCAACCAGCUGGGCAGGGCAUUGCGGGAGUUGCAGUUGGUAAAAGCCUGGAGCCAGCGCUCAGGAAGCCGGAUGCUCAAAGGGGUCAAAGCUGAGGCCAUGGGGCUCCCAGAACCACAGGCCCAACAGGCUCCAGAUGUGGCCCUACAGUUCUUCCUGGCCCAGGCCCGGAGGCAGAGACUGAAAGAACAGCAGCAAAUUAGGAUCCAAGAGGAACUGAAACAUUUGGAACAAGAGGAGGAGGAAGAAGAGGAGGAAGCAGGAGACCAGGUCAAAGGCCUGAUGGCUGGAGAAGAGGUGAGGAGAAGACAGAGAUGGCACCGGGAACAGAUUGUGCUGAGACUCCAGCUGGAAGCUCUUCAGGCAGAGCGGGACACUGCGGAGCAGGACCUCACAGCCCUCUAUGACCUGCAUGUGAAAGCCACCCGAGCUCAGACAUGCCAUGUGCUACAGGUAUUCCAAGCCUGGCGGGGGCUGUGGGAGGAACAGACCAUGAUCACGGAGCAUCACCACCGUAGCCUGCUGGCUGGCGUCCUGCAAGACACCAUUGACCUGGCCGCACAGAACCAGGAGCUCCAAGCCCAGAACCAGCAGCUUCGGCAGGGUGUGCAUUGGGCUGGAUCCCGGUUCUAGGGAGGAAUUUGGUGAUCAGGAUUCCUUCAGGGGCAGUUUCUUCUCUCCUCAUUCUUGAGGGUUUUAAAAGGGAGAGGAAGUUGGGAUGUAAUAACCAAGCUAAUCUUCAUUAUGGAUAAUUAAUACCAUCAUUAACCAGGUCUCAUCGUGCCAGUCCCUAAGUGCCUAAUAUCUACUAUUUCAUUUAGCCUUUUCUACUAUCUGAUAUAAUUGUAGGUAAAAUUGACCCCCAUUUCAGAGAUAAAGCAACUAAAACUAGGAGAGUUUAAGUUAUUGCCAAAGGACAGUCAGCUAGUAAGUGAUAGAGCCAGAAUUCAAGUGCAAGUCUGGUUGGCUAUAGCUCUACACAGCAGACAGUAGUGGUUCACAAGCUGCAGCGUGCCUCAGAAUCACCUAGGAAGCUUCUUAAAA
Pteropus alecto (black flying fox) is the source of this 1953-nucleotide messenger RNA. RefSeq lists its product as uncharacterized. Bases 1 to 1542 code for a protein of 513 amino acids. Lineage: Eukaryota; Metazoa; Chordata; Mammalia; Chiroptera; Pteropodidae. The transcript is spliced from 12 exons. The record is from RefSeq and is a predicted model, not a curated record.